CACAAGGCAAAAGAUCGACCAGCACCCAAGUGGUGUGCUUGGCGUUCUCGUCCUGCAGGCCACCAUCCGAGCUCGUACAUGAUGAUGGCCACGUCUGCAUCCCCACACCUGUCGCCGUGCAACCAGUCGGGCACACCACCAUCGUCGCCGUGUAGCCCAAGCCGUUGCAGCAACGACGAUGUGUCGACCAGCAUGUUCCCGCCACGUCAACGCAAAGGUUCGUUGAAGCGGCCACUGGCCACCGAGUACGACAAAGUGCAACCAAGCGACUUGGAGAUGCUUAAAGUGAUUGGCCGUGGCACGUUUGCCCAGCAAGUGGCGCUCGCCAAAGACCGACAAACGUCCAACGUGUACGCUGUCAAGAGCUGCGACAAGCAAAACCUUGUCAAACGCAAGCAAGUUGUCCACACAUGGACCGAGAAACGAAUCCUAGAAAAGCUUCGUGGCCACCCGUUCAUCGUGACCCUCUUCUCGACGUUCUCGACGCCGGAUGAAAUCCAUUUUGUCCUCGAGUAUUGCCCCGGCGGCGAGUUGUUUUACCAUUUGCAUCAACAAGACCGGUUUGACGACGUCAGCGUACAGUUCUACGCCGCAGAAGUGCUCACCGCGCUGCAGUCACUGCAUUCUGCCAACAUUGUGUACCGCGAUUUGAAGCCCGAGAACGUGCUGCUGGAUGCUGGCGGGCACAUUCGGCUGGCUGAUUUCGGAUUCUGUAAAGACAUGGGGGAGUGCGACCGCACGUAUUCGUUUUGCGGCUCGCCCGAGUACUUAUCCCCUGAAAUGAUUCGACGCAGGGGGCACACCAUCGCAACUGAUAUGUGGUCGUUUGGCUGUUUUUGCUUUGAGCUGGCCAUGGGGUACCCACCGUUUCAAAUUCACAACGACGACCUGUCGGCGCUGUUUGAAUCGAUCCAGGCCGGGCGUGUGUAUUUCCCGCCGCAGCUUAACCCGACGUUUGUGUCGUUCCUGCAGCGGUGCCUUGACAUCAACGUACGGUCAAGCAUGGUUGCCUGAGUGAUGAAGUCACCUUUUUUCUUUUCCAUGCAGGCAAACACGCGCUUUACUGCCACGGAAGCCAUGGACCACCCAUUCUUCAAUGGCAUUAUGUGGUCGCAAGUGCUGGCGCGCCAACUCACGCCGCCGUUCGUCCCUCCAUCAAACGGGGUCGAAUGCACCCAGAAUUUCGACGACGACUUUACUUCAGAAAGCCCACGCAGCCCCACGCUGUUGGAGAUGAAGCAAAAGCGCCAUCAGCAGCACGUCCCGUGCGUUGUCCCUGAGUCGGUCGAUGUCUUUUGCGACUUUUGAUCAGUCGGUGUCGCUGCUCUAAGAAAUGAAUAGUAUUACUAGUAGUAACCUCAAUUUGCUAAUGAUUUAUGUUCGUUCC
This is a messenger RNA of Aphanomyces invadans, 1387 nucleotides long. Its product is annotated as AGC protein kinase, variant. Bases 79 to 1014 code for a protein of 311 amino acids. The record is from RefSeq and is a predicted model, not a curated record. Gene Ontology annotation, biological process: protein phosphorylation. Gene Ontology annotation, molecular function: protein serine/threonine kinase activity; ATP binding. Lineage: Eukaryota; Oomycota; Saprolegniomycetes; Saprolegniales; Verrucalvaceae. The transcript has 2 exons.